UGGGUUGCUGCGCUCCUGAGACCUUGUCUCCUGUAGCUAAUCCCAGGCAGCAGUCCGCUGGUACUGAGGCUGCUAAUGGAGGAGUGGUCCAACGCACGUUAUCAUCCAGACUGCAGGGGCUGGCACAAACAAAGGCACCUAUCGCAGUGAGGAGUGAGGGUCCUUUAACUGGAGAACACAUUAAUCUGUCAUGGGCUGAUUUUUUUUUUCGUUUUCAUUUCUGCUCCGCUCCUGUGUUCACACACACACUCACUCACUCAGACACACACACACACACACACAUAACUGAACAUCGUCAAUGGUCUGCUGGAUCUGAACACGCAGAGUUGUGUUACAAGAUGGGAAAUACUCCUUCUCAAGAAACGUGCCUCCUGCCUGCUGAGCCACAGAGCAGCAUUGCUAUUGGAAACUGCGAAGGAGUGUGUGACCCCCUCGCCCACUUACCUGGCUGGAGUACAUGGAACAGAGAUUUCUCCAUGACUCCUCUGAAACUUGGAUCAUACAAGUACAAAACCACCUAUAACCACCCACCUGUUACACAAGAUUCAGAUAAAUCCAGCUCACACAUGAUCUCUGCAGAUGAUGCGGAAUACCCCAGGGAGUACAGGACCCUGGGGAAUGGAACCCGACGCUUUUCCAACGUGGGCCUGGUUCAUACCUCGGAGAGGCGGCAUACGGUAAUCGCGGCACAAAGCCUGGAGGCUCUCACCGGCAUGCAGAAGUCGGACAUGGAAAGGAAGAGGGAGGCUUUCCUGGACCACUUGAAGCACAAAUAUCCUCACCACGCCACAGCCAUCCGUGGGCAGCAGGAACGGCUUCGCGAACAGCAGGGCUUUGAAGCUUGGAGCGCCUGCGAGUUCAGGGAUGGAGGGAACAAGAUUGAGGCUAAGUCAAACUAUUGGAGUUUCAAGCCAACAAGGAGAGGAGACCUCCACCUCAUCAACCCGGAAAAACAAGCAAAGACUCGGAGUCCCAGACAUUCCCAGAGCCAGCAGUCUGGACUAGCGGACCAAGCAGCCAAGCUACCAUUCGCAUCAGCGGAGUCCUUGGAAACCAUGUCCGAGGCUGAAGUCCCGAUCGGUUUUACCCGAUCCAACCGUUUCAGACAGAGCCUGCCCCUGUCUAGGUCCACGAGUCAGACCAAACUCCGCUCACCAGGAGUGUUGUUCUUGCAGUUCGGUGAUGAAACCAGACGUGUCCAUGUCACUCAUGAAAUCGGCAGCCUGGACACCCUGCAUGCUCUGAUUGUUCACAUGUUCCCUCAGAAACUCACAAUGGGAAUGCUAAAGUCACCGAAUACUGCAAUCCUCAUCAAGGAUGAGACGAGAAAUGUCUUUUACGAACUGGAAGAUGUCAGGGAUAUCCAAGAACGAAGUAUAAUAAAAAUUUUCAGGAAAGAUCCUGUCUAUGCACCAUAUCCUUCCCAUGCUUCCCAUAUCACCAAUGGAGAUCUGAGAAGGGAGAUGGUUUACACAUCGAGGGAAUCGUCACCCUCCCGCCGCCUGAGCAGCAUGGCCGCUGGUUCUCCCCACCUGGUGCCGGGCUCCCCAGGCCCAGGCCUGCCCUCCUCAUCCCCUUCCCGUUCCCGGAUGUCGUACAGUGGCGGCCGUCCACCAUCCUACACCGGGAGCCCGGUGCACCACCCUGAGCGCCUGGGCAGUAUGCCACCUUCGCAGUCCAUCUCUCCCAGCCCGAGCGCCAUCUUGGAGCGGAGAGACGUGAAGCCAGACGAAGACAUGAGCAACAAAAACGUGGUGCUGAUGAAGAACGAGGGCUUGUACGCUGAUCCCUACGCCAUGAUGGCAGACGGGCGCCUCAGCAUCGCGUCUACACAGUCUCUGGCGGGAAUGCAGGACCCUUUCUCUUUCCCGGGAGGUCUUUACCGCCGAGGCUCCAUGAGGUCACUCAGCACCUACUCAGCAGCUGGGCUGCAGGCUGACCUCGAGGACGCUUUUUACAAACCGAGUGCCCAGAUCUACAGCGACAGUUACGGCACUGGCCUGGGCUACCGCAUGGCUCCUUCAUCCCCUCAGAAAAUGGCCGACAGCAGAAUGGCAGACAUCCAGCAAGGUCAGAGUCCACACAGCCCAUACUCGGGGCCACCCAGCCGGUCAUCCCCAGUACGGCAACCCUUCCGCAAGGAGCCAGGUUCUGCCGUCGUGAUGGAGAGCAUGGUGACAAAGUCCAGGAAUGCCAAUUCCACUGCCGCAUCAGAAGCUCUUCCAGGGCCCGGCGAAAGGACAGGGGCAAAUGAGAGGCCAGCAUCAGGGUACAGCUCCCCACUGGCCGUCAACGACCCAGAAACAAGAGAACGGAUGGAAGCCAUGGAGAAGCAGAUUGCCAGUUUGACAGGACUUGUACAGAAUGCACUUUUACGAGGGAGUGAAGGGGAACCUGCCAGCGAUAAAUCUGAAUCAAUAAAUGGGAGCUCAGGCACCGGAACUCUGAGCCCCUCUGUGCGGAGCACUGUGAACAGCACGGCAGCAGCACCAGCAGCAGCAACAACAUCAAUCAGCCACCCCACUGCCAUUACCAGGCUCCAGAUGCAGCUCCAUCUCCACGACCUCCAGCAAAACGCCAGUGACCUCCGCAAUCAACUCCAGCAGCUGCGUAAACUCCAGGUCCAAAGCCAAGACACCAUGAAGAACAUGAUGAAGCGCUUGGAGUCAGAGAUAAGUAUCAGGGUGACAGAAACUCUAAGGAAGCAGGAAGACCCUCUCCAUCGCCAGCGUGCUCUGGUAGAAGAGGAGAGACAGAAGUAUCUGAAUGACGAAGAGAUGAUUGUGCAGCAGCUGAAUGACUUGGAGAAGGCCGUGGAUGAUUUACAGCGAGACUCGAACCUGAAUCAGAAGCUGAUCACGGUGCAGGAACUGGAGGACAAGGCGCUGGUCUUACGUCAGUUGGGCGAGACCCUCACUGAACUGAAGGCUCAGUUCCCCAGCCUGCAGAGUAAAAUGCGAGUCAUUCUCCGUGUUGAAGUGGAAGCAGUGAAGUUCCUGAAGGAGGAGCCUCACAGGUUGGAUAUCCUGCUGAAACGAUGUAAGACUGUCACAGACGCCCUUGCCACGUUGAGAAGCUGUUCGCCCUCCAACUCAGCCUACUCCACAGGUACCUGCCCAAGACGUUUCAGCAGACCCACAAAUGAGACCCCGAUGAGGGGAAUUGAGGAAGUGACUGCCCAAUCACCAAAGCACUCGAGCACUGAAUCAUACUCACGGAAUUCCGAAUUUGAAAUCCCUACCAGCCCACCCUUGAACUUCCAGGAACAGAACACAACUGGGGUGAAAAUCUGGCAGAACCACAAUCCCGCCAUGGCACAGCUUACCCAGAAUUCCCCAGCUCAUGCUGCUGCUUCCCAGAAUCCUUCUGGAAUGAGCCAGGGGAUCGUAACCCAUAGCAACUCAUUGGAGGAGGCUUCAAUAACACCAAGCAAGAGGAACAUGGACCAAACCAUCUCUGUGGAAGUAAGAUAUUAA
This is a messenger RNA of Chiloscyllium plagiosum (whitespotted bambooshark), 3476 nucleotides long. The record is from RefSeq and is a predicted model, not a curated record. NCBI's taxonomy places the organism in Eukaryota, Metazoa, Chordata, Chondrichthyes, Orectolobiformes, Hemiscylliidae.